Erythranthe guttata (spotted monkey flower) is the source of this 1632-nucleotide messenger RNA. Its product is annotated as stress up-regulated Nod 19 protein. NCBI's taxonomy places the organism in Eukaryota, Viridiplantae, Streptophyta, Magnoliopsida, Lamiales, Phrymaceae. The record is from RefSeq and is a predicted model, not a curated record.
AAAAUGGCUGAUUAUUCAUGCAUAUUAAUCUCCGGCCUGCUGCUGUUCUUAUUACUACAAAGUUCACAAUCAGAAUCCAACGUAAAAAAUUCAAAUAAUAAUAAUUAUAAGAAUAAUAAUGUAGUUAAAACAGAGGUGUUUCUCUCACCUAAGUUCGUGUUGGCGCCGGGAUUAGUCUCCAACAAAUACUACUACAACAUCGAUUUCCCACGUGGCCACAUCGCAAUCAAGAGCUUCAACGCCGAAAUCGUCGACGAAAACGGUAACCCGAUCCCCCUGCACGAGACCUACCUCCAUCAUUGGGUUCUCCAACGAUACUACCAUCAAAUCAACGGCUCGGAUUUCAUCCUCGUCAAAAACAGCGGCCUCUGCGGCACGGGGCUCACGCAGUACUUCGGAUUGGGUGCGGAAACUCGAAAGACGGAGACGCACAUCCCCGAUCCGUACGGGAUCGAAGCGGGGGGGAAUAUCCCGGCGGCCGGGUACGAAGAGGGGUGGUUCCUCAACGUGCAUGCGAUCGACACUAGGGGGGCCCACGACCGGCUGGCGUGCACGGAGUGCGGGUGCGAUUUGUACAACGUGACGGUGGACGAAUACGGCGUGACUGUGCCGCGGGAGUAUAAAGGUGGGGUGAGGUGUUGCCAUGACGGGACUCGAUGCCCCGUCAGAGAAGGAAUAUUCUUCUCGGGUGUGGCCGAGAGAAGUUUGUACUUGAGGUAUACGGUGAAGUAUGUUGAGUGGAACCCAUUGAUUGUGCCGGUUAAGAUUUAUAUACUCGAUGUCAGUGAUGUGUGGACCACGGUCGAUGGAUCUAGAGGGAGCGCCGAGACGCACAAUUGUGUGGUCGAAUAUGAUAUCGAGCCUUGUCCGAAUAGUGUGGCAAACGACGGAUGCGUUCACACGAAAACGCUGAGUGCGAGUUUGCCGAGUGGCGGCGAUGUUAUCUAUGGAGUUGGACACCAACAUGCUGGAGCAACUGGCAUUGCUCUGUAUGGAGAGGGAGGAAGAUUGAUAUGCUGGUCGAAUCCAAUUUACGGGACGGGGGAGGAAGCUGGAAACGAGGCCGGUUACGUAGUGGGAAUGUCGACAUGUUACCCGACACCUGGAUCACUAAAGAUUUCUUCUGGGGAGAAACUCACUCUUGUAUCCAACUAUAGCAAUGCACAAAGUCACACCGGGGUUAUGGGUUUCUUUUACCUCUUAAUCGCCGACUCAUCGCCAAAAUCGAACCCUCUUCGCCUCUAUGCUCCAUCCGAUGAAGUGUGGAAGAAUGCGAAGCUGUCCGAUUUCGUUUGGCCUAUUGUUGUACUCGGAGUUGUUGUUGUUGCUGCAGUUGUUGUCUUCGUGGUGUUGAAGGGUCGGAGUGGAAGAGGAGAAGACUACGAAGCUAUGUUAUAACUUAUAAGCUAAGCAUUGUUUGUGUUCAUUUAAAAUUAGCAAAAAGAACUUGUCAAAACUUGUAAGUGUUGGAUUAUAUACUCAUAUGUCAUAAGUGUGAAAUUUGAAUUUAAGUAGGCGAAUCGGAAAGGAAAUAGUUAAGAGUUUAUCGACUUCUAAAAUAUAUUGUCAAAUUUAUGAGUGUACAAAAUGUUUUAAAUAAGUUUAGCCAAACGGAUCCUUAAUAUUAAAUUU